GCGAAAGGGACAGGACCACCUCAGCGAUCGCGAUCCUCUUCCUGUACAUCUCCACGUAUCUGCCGUAAUCAUGUACAGUCAGAUUCUCCACAUGGAUUCCGGAGUUACGGAACCACUGAUCCACGUAUGCGGAAGAAAAUGCUGCUGGCAACACCUGGGACCAUUUCAAGGACAUCUGCAGACAUUGCACAGACACCAGAGAAAAUGCUUCUGUUGGACGGCUGCGAGGACAAAUCAUUCGUGCCGACAUUGAGAAAAGGCUGGUCGACGGAUCGUAUAGAUCGCAUGAGUAUGGUGGCGUUUCCAGGACUAUUCACAAUAUUUAACAUUAUCUACUGGUCUUACUAUCUCAACUUGAAUGAAUAG
Molecule: messenger RNA, 366 nt
Organism: Ostertagia ostertagi
Lineage: Eukaryota; Metazoa; Nematoda; Chromadorea; Rhabditida; Trichostrongylidae
Source: the annotation of a GenBank genome assembly